UAUGAAUUCUUUUGUUGUGUCAUGGUACCACUCAACUUCAUUGUUGAGCGUGUAGACUUUUUCAUAUUUCUACACGGGAGAAUCGGGUGAUAGUAGUGUGAUACCGUGAGACUGAAGAGAUGGCGUCGGUGGUGAAGAAUGCAUUGAAGGCGUUGCGGGAAAAGGGCGUCGGAAACUUUAUCAGGGAGCUCAGAGAAGAAGGCUACACGAAGUGCUUCUUUGAUGGAAAUCUCCUAAAAACCAAGCUUCACAACAUAGGGGCAACACUUGUUGGUGUUGAUAAGUUUGGUAACAAAUACUAUCAGAAGCUUGGAGACACUCAAUGUGGAAGACAUAGGUGGGUGGAAUAUGCACAAAAGGGUCGCUACAAUGCUUCACAAGUUCCACCAGAAUGGCAUGGCUGGCUCCAUUUUAUCACUGACCACACUGGAGAUGAGCUGCUAUUGCUGAAACCAAAACGGUAUGGGGUUGAGCACAAAGAGAACUUUUCUGGAGAGGGCGAUGAGUAUAUAUAUCAUUCCAAAGGGCACUCCCUAAACCGGGGGCAAAGAGACUGGACAAGAUACCAGCCCUGGCAGCCCACUAAGCCAUAAUUUUCCUUUCUGCGCCAAAGCACGAUUGCAAAAGAAGCUGGAAAUAUUUGCAACUCUGUUUUUUCAUUAAUAACAAAGCUCAUUGCUUUCGUGAAUUGUUGAAUUUGGUGCUAUUGGAAUUAUUAUCUGCGUGCAUCUUGACCGCAACGGAGUUGGAAUUAUGUUGGGUUUGUUGUUGUUGUUGUAUCCCUAAUCAAGAUAUUCUUGGAUUAUUAUGAAUUGAAUCUAUAGAACUCAUGCGUGUAUUCAAUGUGUUAUAUACUUGUUUGGAAAUGAAAACUGCAUGGAUCUGUUUUGACCUUAACAAGGCAAGGGUGAAUGAAUUUCAAGGUGAGAG
Cuscuta campestris is the source of this 930-nucleotide messenger RNA. The record is from the annotation of a GenBank genome assembly. NCBI's taxonomy places the organism in Eukaryota, Viridiplantae, Streptophyta, Magnoliopsida, Solanales, Convolvulaceae.